Molecule: messenger RNA, 2353 nt
Organism: Heterocephalus glaber (naked mole-rat)
Lineage: Eukaryota; Metazoa; Chordata; Mammalia; Rodentia; Bathyergidae
Gene: Kyat3
Product: kynurenine aminotransferase 3
Biological process (GO): biosynthetic process
Cellular component (GO): cytoplasm; mitochondrion
Molecular function (GO): L-kynurenine:2-oxoglutarate transaminase activity; pyridoxal phosphate binding
Source: RefSeq, a predicted model, not a curated record
UUAGCCCAGACCCCAGAGCCAAUCCCCGGCCACAUCCAGGCCCGCCUCCUUACUCCCUGCGGCCCCGCUCGCCCCUUUACCGUCAGCCAGCCGUAUCCAAUCCGCGAACCCUACCUAACCUGCCAGCCAAUCAGCAUCUAGAACUCAGAGUCAAUCUCAUCCAGGCUACUCCCCCAGGACAAGAUCACGCCCACCAGCCCCCCAACCCGGAUAGGGACCGGAGCCCCUGGAGACCAGGUUCCACCACAGGAGCGCAGCUACUCAUAUACCCUCGACAGAGGACAUGGUCCUUCUCUAGCCUCCUGUAUUGGGGGUGGGCGUCCUUUUGGACCUAGCAUGCAGCUUCGGGAGGGACGCACCUGGAGUGGUGAGGAGGAGGAGGACCUGCCUAGCCAGCCAGAUCAGCCGAAUCAACCCUGGUGAUCAAUGGGUGACAGAUAUCGCAGCCAGAUGGCCCUCAUAUCCUGUUUUUAAAAUGUCUUCGAAAUUAAAAAAUGCAAAACGCAUCGAAGGACUUGACAGCAAUGUCUGGGUUGAAUUUACCAAGUUGGCUGCAGAUCCCUCUGUGGUGAAUCUUGGCCAAGGCCUUCCAGAUAUAUCGCCUCCAACAUAUGUAAAAGAAGAAUUAUCAAAGAUUGCAUUAGUUGAUAACCUGAAUCAGUACACGCGGGGCUUUGGAUCGGACUUGGGUCCUUGCCCUUGCGCAGCAGACGGCAAAACCACUGAGCUAAAUCCCCGGCCCUGUCCUUUCUCUCUUGAAAGUAGCUGUCUCUCCUCUGUAACUACUGCUGUCUUAACCGUCAGUGGGCAUCCAUCACUUGUCAAAGCUCUGUCCUGCCUAUAUGAAAAAUUUUAUCAAAACCAAAUUGACCCAAAUAAAGAAAUCCUUGUGACAGUAGGAGCAUAUGGAUCUCUUUUUAAUGCCAUUCAAGGAUUAAUUGAUGAAGGAGAUGAAGUUAUAAUAAUAGUGCCUUUUUACGACUGCUAUGAGCCCAUGAUGAGAAUGGCCGGAGCAACACCUGUUUUUAUCCCCCUAAGAUCUAAAGCUGUUUGUGGAAAAAAAUGGUCAAGUUCUGACUGGACGUUAGAUCCUCAGGAACUCGAAAGCAAAUUUAAUUCUAAAACCAAAGCCAUCAUACUAAAUACACCACACAACCCCCUUGGCAAGGUGUAUACGAAAGAAGAGCUCCAACUCAUUGCUCACCUUUGCAUCAAAUAUGACACACUCUGUAUCAGUGACGAGGUUUAUGAGUGGCUUGUAUACACCGGAAAUAAGCAUUUAAAAAUAGCCACUUUCCCAGGUAUGUGGGAGAGAACAGUAACCAUAGGAAGUGCCGGGAAGACUUUCAGUGUGACUGGCUGGAAGCUCGGCUGGAGCAUUGGUCCUCACCAUUUGAUAAAACAUUUACAGACCGUUCAACAAAACACUAUUUAUACUUGUGCAACUCCCUUACAGGAAGCCUUGGCUCAAGCUCUCUGGAUUGACAUCAAGCGCAUGGAUGACCCAGAGUGUUACUUUAAUUCUUUGCCAAAAGAAUUGGAAGUAAAAAGAGAUCGGAUAGUACAUUUACUUGAAAGUGUUGGCCUGAAACCCAUAGUUCCUGAUGGAGGAUACUUCAUCAUUGCUGAUGUGUCUUCAAUAGAUGCUGACCUCUCUGACAUGAUGAACAAUGAGCCUUAUGACUAUAAAUUUGUGAAAUGGAUGACUAAAAAUAAGAAACUAGCAGCCAUCCCUGUGUCAGCAUUCUGUAACUCAGAGACCAAAUCACAAUUUGAGAAGUUUGUGAGGUUUUGCUUCAUUAAAAAAGACAGUACACUGGAUGCUGCUGAGGAAAUCAUCAAGACCUGGAAUAGACAGAGAUCUCAAAGUGGGCAGAAUGUGUGACUGUUUCCACUAGAUGGCCUAGUAUGGCCCUAUAACUCAGUGCUGCCACCUGCUGGAUGUUGAGCAACAAAUAAUUCAAUACAAACAAAUUUAAGUAACUCUCUCCGUUGUUUUUCUAAUUCACUUCACUGCUAACAGUCUUCAGGAAAUUUGAUUUUUUUUUUUCAGUUGAAGUGUAUUAAAACAGCUUCCCCUAAGAUAUCAAUGUAGUUUAAGGGUGAAUGUGCUUGAAACCAUGGGUUAGAUGCCCAACACCACAGGGGAAAAAUGAAAUGCUUCUAUUGUUUUAUGUAAGUCAGCAUAGCGUAGUGGAUAAGAACUGUGAGAAGCUUAACCUCUCUGUGAUUCAGUUUCUGAAUUAUAAAUGGGGAAUGCAAACAGCACUUCUUCAUAGGAAGGUGGUCUGUGAGGAUUAAUGGCCUAAUCUCUGUAAAGCCUAGUAAACAAUAAACACUCACUUGAAAGUUU